This is a messenger RNA of Nasonia vitripennis (jewel wasp), 2002 nucleotides long. It is a transcript of the gene TpnT, whose product is annotated as troponin T, skeletal muscle. The transcript is spliced from 14 exons. The record is from RefSeq and is a predicted model, not a curated record. Lineage: Eukaryota; Metazoa; Arthropoda; Insecta; Hymenoptera; Pteromalidae. Gene Ontology annotation, cellular component: troponin complex. The coding region runs from base 16 to 1323 and encodes 435 amino acids. Gene Ontology annotation, biological process: sarcomere organization; regulation of muscle contraction; muscle contraction. Gene Ontology annotation, molecular function: tropomyosin binding.
GACUACAGGGUCGCGAUGUAUGUAUUCUCGUCCAGCGGACUCGAGUCGAGCGCAGUAGCGCGAGGAGAGAGCCCCGCAGCACACCGCCGAUCUCUCCACCCUAACUUCCCAACAUGUCGGACGACGAGGAACAAUACUCCAGCGAAGAGGAGGUUGAAGAAGUGUAAGCAACCGGAGAAGAAGAUCGAGGGUAGGGCGUCCCAAAAGGAAUCCGGUGAAAAUGUCGAGUUCGUGAAGAGACAGGAACAAAAACGUAGCGACCUCGACGAACAGCUCAAGGAGUACAUUUCGGAAUGGAGAAAACAGAGGGCAAAGGAGGAGGAAGAGCUCAAAGUGCUGAAGGAGAAGCAAGCGAAACGCAAGGUCUCGCGUGCCGAGGAAGAAAAGCGCCUGGCACAAAAGAAGAAGGAGGAGGAGGAGCGCCGCCAACGUGAGAUCGAGGAGAAGAAACAGCGCGACAUCGAGGAGAAGAGACGGCGCCUCGAGGAGUCCGAGAAGAAACGCCAGGCCAUGAUGCAGGCGAUGAAGGACCAGGCGAGCAAGAAAGGACCCAACUUCACCAUCACGAAAGGAAAGGACAUCGGUGGCGGACCCAUCUCGUCGGCACAGCUCGAACGUAACAAGACGAAAGAGCAGCUCGAGGAGGAGAAGAAAAUUUCUCUGAGCAUCCGCAUCAAGCCCCUGGAGAUCGAAGGCUUUGGAAUUGAUAAGCUACGCAACAAAGCCACCGAACUGUGGGAAGCUAUUGUCAAGCUGGAGACGGAAAAAUACGACCUCGAGGAGCGCCAAAAGCGUCAGGACUACGACCUUAAAGAGUUGAAAGAACGUCAAAAGCAACAGUUGAGGCACAAAGCCCUGAAAAAGGGUCUGGACCCUGAAGCCCUUACGGGCAAAUACCCCCCCAAAAUCCAGGUAGCCUCCAAAUACGAGCGUCGCGUGGACACCAGGUCCUACGAUGACAAGAAGAAGCUGUUCGAAGGCGGCUAUAAUACGCUUUACGCGGAAUACCAUGAGAAACUUUGGAAACAGAGAAUGGAACAGUUCAUGAAACGCACCAAAACGAAGCUGCCCAAGUGGUUCGGUGAGAGGCCAGGCAAGAAGGCCGGAGACCCAGAAUCGCCCGAAGGUGAGGAAGACGUGAAGGCUGCCGCCGAUGACGACCUCGAAGAGCCUCAGUUCGACGAAGAGGAAGAGGAAGAGGAGGCUAGCGAGAAGGAGGAAGGCGAGGCCGGUGAAGAGGAAGAGGAGGAAGAGGAGGAGGAAGAGGAAGAGGAGGAGGAGGAGGAAGAGGAGGAGGAGGAAGAAGAAGAAGAAGAAGAGUAAAAAGUACUUUUUCUCUUCGACAAUUCUUCGUUUACUCUUGCGAAUCAACUGGCCUUCUAAUCUUAUUACUCCUCUUUCGAAUUUACCACCGGCCAAUAUGAGAGAGAGAGAAAAAAAGAGAGAGAGAGAGAGAGAGAGAGAGAGAAAGAGAGAGGGAGAAAAAUAAAAUCGAUCCAUACACGGCACACUACGUGGCGACGUGCGUGCAACAAUAUUACUUUAAUUUAUAUUAUAUACAUAUAUAUUAUUUAAAAUAAAAAAUAUUCACCAACUCAUUUAUCACGGACCAAGCAGUUUUUGUUUUCUUUUUUUUUAAAGGACCAUUACUGUCCUUCUGUUAAAUGUUGCUCAUAUCAUCUGUUAUUCCCGUCAAUCAGAGUAACUGUGUCACGUCUAGUAAAGUACAGAACAUUACGUGUUGUAGGCUUUCGACGAUUUAUGUUGGUAUUUUAAAUUUCGUAUAUAUUAUGAUCUAUGGCCAAUAUUUUACAUUUACCGCUAGAACAUUAUUGUUUUUUUUUCUUUUUUUUUAAUCUACAACUGGCUGAAAUGAUUAGCCUGCCAAUAAGCGCUGUUAUCUGAAAUUGACAUGUCUCUCGCUUAAUGAUAUUGUAAACAUAAAGCUAAGCUCGUUGUGAGCAAAAAAAAAAUCAAGACCUCGGUGUGCCUCAAAUUAUUU